Messenger RNA from Aplysia californica (California sea hare), 1609 nucleotides. Its product is annotated as chitotriosidase-1-like. The record is from RefSeq and is a predicted model, not a curated record. Gene Ontology annotation, biological process: carbohydrate metabolic process. The transcript has a single exon. Lineage: Eukaryota; Metazoa; Mollusca; Gastropoda; Aplysiida; Aplysiidae. Bases 226 to 555 code for a protein of 109 amino acids.
AUACAUACAUACACGCACACACAGUCACAUACACACAAUGACACACAUAUUACACACCCAGGCAUAUUACACAUCCGCACCCAUGAAGUCAGUUGUUGCUGUGUGAUGGCUUCAGCGAGUUCUAUAAACAGACUACACUGUGAGCCGUCUUCCCAUUGGUCCACGGUAAGUAGAAACAAGACUGUCAAGAAAGAUGGUGAGUGAAGCUGAAAAAGAAAACAGAAGAUGUGUGUACAGGUGUCCACUCAGGCGUCCCGUCUCUGUUCACAGGCUGCGUACAUCGUAGCUGAAGGUUUGGCCGGUGCCAUGUUCUGGACUGUGGACUUUGACGACUUUGCAGACCAAGUGUGUGGGGAAGGUCCCUACCCUCUGAUCCAAGCUAUGAAGGCGGGCCUGUGGAGUCCUGGAAGUCAGCCGCUGACCUUGAGCCCUGCUAACGUGAGCUUGCCAUCUCCUCAAUCACCCACAUGGUCGCCAUCUUCUACGUCCAGUAGCACGGACAUCAUGAGUGGCGGGCACAGCUCAACGGCCACCCCGGGUAGGUCCAAAGUGUGAGAACCUUAUCUGGCAAGUUUCAGUGUAGCUCUAUCCUGAAGCCAACUGCCAGCCAGAUGUAAAUUCCUACUCUGAGAGCAUCUCUAAACUCUCAUAGUAGGUUUGGUUAUAGUAGGAUCUCUGCCUGGCACCGUGAAAGCGUUAUGUUUCUUUCAUGGUAUUUUACCGUUUUUAGAGAGGUGGCCUGGAAAGUCUUUGAGAGUCAUAUGCACACUUAACUUAAAUGCACAAAUACAUACAUAGAUGAGCAUAACAUGGCAGCAGAAAUACUGAAAAGUCAGGAAUUAUAAUGGCUGCUCUAAUGAGUUUAAGUCAUUUAGCUUUCAGUCAUAGAGAAGUGCAUGAUGGAAUGUGUCACACGGUUGCUUCUCGGCCCGAAGUUUCUUUAUAGACACACAUGUACUGAUUCAUCAAAGUAUUCGGACUAUUGUCAUCUUCUAUCUACUAAAGCUUAUGUUGGUUGUCUCUCUACGUGUUUCCUAAAACCGACAAGAAAAAAAAUUUCCCUGGAGAGUACUAAAGAGAAUGCAUCAGUAAAGAUAAUGAUAAAUGUGUGUACAAUCUUGCCAGUAACAGAGUGGGAGCCUUGAAGUUGGGGAAAUGUCAAUGUUUCGUGCACAGUGUGUAAAAUAUCUUGUGUUCCUCGCAGGUGUCCAUCAUAAUGAAAGCCAUCACGUGAUCGCCUGCUACUUUACCAACUGGGCCCAAUACAGACCUGGUUUAGGCCUAUACUCAGUGGCUAACAUUGACCCCUACCUUUGUACGGACAUUGUGUACGCUUUUGCCUACAUCGACACAGCCAGUCUGACCCUGACAACCGUAGAGUGGAAUGAUGCAGGUAGGUGUCUUACGUAUUAGCUAAAAGAUCAUUUCGCUAAGAACAUUCACAUGCACAGAAACACACCCACAUAUAAAUUACACACACAUUACACACACGGACAUUGUCAGACACACACCAACACACUGACAGGUGCACAGUCUUUCUCUUUCUAAUGAAUUCUUGCGUUCCCCCCUUCACAAAAUACACACACACACACGCACACACACACACACA